Molecule: messenger RNA, 3666 nt
Organism: Oncorhynchus tshawytscha (Chinook salmon)
Lineage: Eukaryota; Metazoa; Chordata; Actinopteri; Salmoniformes; Salmonidae
Gene: crtc3
Product: CREB regulated transcription coactivator 3
Exons: 15
Coding region: 1130-3187 (685 amino acids)
Biological process (GO): positive regulation of transcription by RNA polymerase II; protein homotetramerization
Cellular component (GO): nucleus; cytoplasm
Molecular function (GO): cAMP response element binding protein binding
Source: RefSeq, a predicted model, not a curated record
UUUUUUAUUUUUUAUAUGGCAGGAUCAGUGGGAAAGGGAUCUCACCAACGAGAGCCGACAAAACUAUGGAGCGAUAUGCAACAGGAGACAAGACGAGAAGAAGCUCGACUUUACCGCAUGGAUUUGAAUGUUUACAUGCUAACUAAAUAUAGCCGGUAAAAAUAGUUGUAGCUGUUACAGUCGACCUGCCUGCCUAAUCAGAGGACCAGAAUCGAAAGCAAUGUUUUUGAGAUCGAGAGAGUGGAUUAUGUUACAUGCUGAUUUGGAUAACCCUCGCGCUGCUACUGCAAGAUCUUUCCGACACUUGUUGAAAUUACAUUUCGAAAUCUUCUCCACAAGGGAAAGUAUUCGCUAAUGAAAACAUUGCUAACAACUAUAUUUGGGCAACGUUAGCAAAUAUUGUUUUAGUUUACAAAUCUUUAGCCAACGUAAGUUGCGCUUCUCUUCUGCUGUUCGUGUCGCGUUACGCGGUAGCUACUGUACGAGCUUGCUGCGUAGCUGUAAUUUUUAUCGAACAUUUUUAUACACUGCAUAAAAUGACAGUUUUGAUAGCUUUGAAGAGGUUGAAGUACUUAUUAUUUGUUAUUUAGCUACGCGUGUUGCCUCAAUUGACAAUGCAUUGCUGGAUACGUCCUCAAAUAACGUUACUAUUUUAAGCUAAAUUGUUAAAGAAGAAAAUGGAAGUGACAGGUAGCUAGCUAGCACUGGCACUCUCUCACGCUAGCUAGUUAACAUAACUAGCUACUGAUUGAGUUUCAAACAAGUUGUUGGCUUAUUAGUUUAGCUAACUAUUUACAAAUGUAAAUAUUUUCCCAUGCAUUAACAAUACGUUGGGAUGUAUAGAACUCAAUAACUUCGGUAAGCGUUACCUGCUGGCACCGAAAACACAUAUUUUGGAAUUUGUUUGUUUACAAACACUUGUCAGCUGAACUGUUCACUAUUGUUAACUUAUGUGGCUAUCAAGCUAACGUUAGCUAGCACCGAAAAUUUGCCAACGCGACGAUUUGAAGCAGCACUGAUGGAUUCGCUAAAAGUGGACUGACAAUCAAAACCACACUCUCUAUAGUUGUGCCUCAAGCACUCGCUUUACAUUUUUUAAGUUACAUUUUUAAACUGUGCGGCCCACACCAUGUCCGGAUCCCCGGGCUCGGGUGGCUCAAACCCCAGGAAGUUCAGCGAAAAGAUAGCGCUGCACAACCAGAAACAAGCAGAGGAGACGCUGGCCUUCGAUCAGCUUAUGACAGAUCUCACUGUCUCAAGGGUGCAGUUCCAGAAGAUCCAACAGCUACGUCAGACCCAGACCAGGGCCCAGUACUAUGGAGGCUCCCUGCCCAACGUCAACCAGAUCGGCAACGCUAGCGCCGACUUCCAGGGUGGCUUCCCAGGGGCCUUGGACAGUGUCAGGGGGACACGUCACCAUGGCCUGGUAGAGAGGGUGCACCGGGACCGCAACCAACGCAUUAACUUGCCUCACCGCCGGCCCAUCGACAAGCACGGACGGCAGAUGGAGAGCUCCCCGUACGGAACCGUGUACCUGUCCCCUCCGCCGGACAACAACUGGAGAAGGGAGCAGCAGCCGUGGGCCGAGGAGAAACGACCAGGAUUUAGAUUAAUAUCACAGCUCAACAGAACCAACUCGGACUCGGCUCUUCAUACGAGUGCCAUGAACCCCCAGGACCCCUUUGGCAUGAACCAGCAGAUGGGCAGAGGGCCCCCCCAGCGCAACGCCAGUGUGAACGAGGCGGAGGUGGACGGCUCUGGAGAUGUGUUCUCCUUCCCAUCCCUGUCUAAUGAGGAGGGUCUGAUGGGUGUCAGCAAGCCCCUGCCCAAGCAACUGUGGGAGGCCAAGAAGGUUCAAUCCCUCUCAUCACGGCCCAAAUCCUGUGAAGUGCCUGGAAUCAAUAUAUUCCCGUCUCCAGAGCAGAACGCGGGCCUCUCCAACUACCAGGGCUCGUUGAACACGGGCGGUUCCCUGCCAGACCUCAGUAACCUGCACUUCCCCUCACCGCUGCCCACACCCCUGGACCCAGACGACGGGCACCACGGAGGGGGGGGCUACCACCCCAACCUGAGCGGGGGCAGCAGCACAGGCAACCUGCCUGCCGCCAUGAUGCACCUCGGCAUAGGGAAUCACCAGGGAGGCUGGACUGAAGGAGGUCUCUCGUCCUCUCUGAGCAAUCCUUCCAUCCAGAACUCUCUCCAAAACUCCCAGCUGCACUCGUCUCUCAGCAAUCCCUCCAUCCACUCGUCCCUCCGUCUGACGUCCCUCUCCAGCCCUCCGCAGGGAGCCAUGAGCAGCUCGCCUCGCCGCCGCCCGGCUCCCAUCAGCCCCCUCACUCUGUCACCCGGCACCGAGCAACGGCGGGGGCUUUCCAAGCAGCUGUCUCCCACAAUGUCCCCCUCACUGUCCCCCAUCACACAGGGGGUUGCCUUGGACACCAGCAGCUUGCCAAUGGAGCCUCCCCCUCCCUACCCUCUCUACCAACAGCUACACCAACAGUCCCAGCAUUCAAUGGGGCAACAACAACGCCAGCAACAACGUCAUCAUCAGCAUCAACAGCAGCCAGUGUCCCCUCUGCAGAACAUCUCUCUGGACUUUAACUCUGGUCAUAACAACAUGGCGGCGUUCUUCAAUGACCCGUUCAUGGACCCACAGUUCUCCAGUCGCCAGGCCAAGGCACUGUCCUACCAGGUAAACCACCGGGGAGAAGUCUCUAGAGAAGGAUCCUCCGGAAAGGACUUCAUUCCCUCAUUCACAUUGGACCAGUUCAGCAUGUUGGAGAGUGCCAUGAGCCAAAUUGCAGGCGGUUCGUGUUUCGACCCGUCCUCGCCCUCUUCCUCGCCCCUAUACUGCUCGCAGGCUGCUCUCAUGGGCCUGGGUGGGAGCCACGGCAACUUGCAGGACCAGCUGCAGCAGAUGAGACCCAACAACAACUACAACUGCAGUGGAGGGGUGCCCAAUAUCAUACUGACUGAUGACUCCAACCCCAGUCAUUCCAAGGACAUCAGCAGUGCCAUGUCGGCCGGCAACAUGGCUGACUGUUUCGACUCGGAGGUGAGCUUCCCACUGGAGGAUGAGCUGCGCAUCGAGCCCUUGAGCCUGGAUGGUCUGAACAUGCUCAGUGACCCCGACAUGGUGCUCUCUGACCCCUCGGUGGAGGACAGUUUCCGCAGCGACAGACUGUAAUCGGGCACGCACACAUACACACACAGACUGUAUAGGCCAGGUAGCGUGGGUUAAACUUGAAUGACCCCCACCUCCCUCACACACUCAUGGCAUACAUAUGCAAUUUUUUAAGGCAUUUACACACACACACACACACUAUUACAGAGGAAUAGACUUGUGUACAAUCACUGUUUACAUGGGCUUCACAUGUAAAUGCCACACACACACACGCUCAUACCUACGUUGUGCAUAGUCAUUUGGAACGGAUGGACGGAUGUACCAUUGAUUGAUAUUCUUUUUUAUUUUUUACCAACAUUACAUCAGCACUGAGCAUUACUAUAACGGUACUAUAACGUUCCUAUAGUGUUCCUCCACCUAUAUACAGUUGAAGUCUGAAGUUUACAUACACUUAGGUUGGAGUUAUUAAAACUCGUUUUUCAACCACUCCACAAAUUUCUUGUUAACAAACUCUAGUUUUGGCAAGUCUGUUAGGACAUCUA